Molecule: messenger RNA, 168 nt
Organism: Dictyostelium discoideum AX4
Lineage: Eukaryota; Evosea; Eumycetozoa; Dictyosteliales; Dictyosteliaceae
Exons: 2
Coding region: 1-168 (55 amino acids)
Source: RefSeq, a predicted model, not a curated record
AUGGCAAACUGUUGUAAAUGCUGCAAAACUAAAGACAACUGCAACUGUUGUAAAGAUAGUUGUUCAUGUCCAAAAGAACAACAAAUAGAAUGUAAAUGCUCUUCAUGCUCAUGUGAAAACACAUGUAACAAAACAUGUGGAUGUGACAAAAAAUGUUGUCCAAAAUAA